GAGGUGGCGCUUGUCUCCUCCCCGGAGCGAACGUAUAGCGGGAGCGGAGGGGGUGGGAGCGCCGCGCAUCGGGGGAGGUGCUCUGAAGCCGAUGUCAGUCACAGCGCCGAGCAGCAGCCACCCAGGAGGGGCACGGAGGAAACCCCAGAGACUGUCUGAAUCUGGCCAGGACUCAGGAGCAAUGUCUCAACAGUUCCUUUAUCGGGCACUGGUGUCAGCUAAGUGGCUCUCAGAAACCAUCAAGUCCCCUCAGGCUGGGCAGGCUGUGAAGAUCCUGGAUGCAUCCUGGUACCUCCCGAAGAUGAAGCGUGACCCCCGGCAUGAGUUUGAGGAGCGCCACAUCCCUGGUGCUGCUUUCUUUGACAUCGACCUAUGCAGUGACCGCACGUCGCCAUAUGACCACAUGCUGCCCAGUGCAGAUGACUUUGCAGAGUAUGUGGGCAAGCUGGGCGUGGGGAACGACUCCCACGUGGUCGUGUAUGAUGCCAGUGAUCAGGGUCUCUUCUCUGCUCCCCGUGUCUGGUGGAUGUUCCGGGCCUUUGGGCACCAUGCCGUCUCCCUUCUGGACGGUGGGCUGAAGAACUGGCGGCGGGAGGGGUACCCACUGAGCUCUGGCAAGAACCGAGCAGUUCCUGUGGAGUUCCAUGCCUCCCUGGACAAGUCCCUGGUGAAGACCCAUGAGGACAUAGAGGAGAACAUAGAGUCACGUCGCUUUCAGCUUGUUGAUGCUCGCCCUGCAGGGCGGUUCAGAGGGACGGAGGCAGAGCCCAGGGAAGGAAUUGAGCCUGGUCAUAUUCCUGGCUCCGUGAACAUCCCCUUCUUGGAUUUCCUCACAGAAGCUGGCUUUGAGAAGACCCCUGAGGCAAUCCGCAGCUUAUUCCAGGAGAAGAAAGUGGACCUCUCAAAGCCAGUGGUAGCCACAUGUGGCUCAGGAGUCACUGCCUGCCACGUGACCCUGGGGGCGUACCUCUGUGGCAAGCCAGAUGUGGCUGUCUACGAUGGUGCCUGGGUGGAGUGGUACAUGCGGGCGCGGCCUGGAGAGGUCAUCUCUGAGGGCAAAGGCAAGACCCUCUGAAGCAAUGCUUCAGCCCCUGCAGUGCAGACAAAUUGCCUUGAAACAGGCUUUCAGAGAUGGUCUUAGCCUUUCCUGUUUUAAAAUCAUGGUGGUAUUGAGUGACGGUCUUGGGUGACAAAUCUAAACACACAUGGUUCUAGCCCCUUUCCCCUACUCCCCUCCCCCUUCUCACCCACAAACCCCACCCCUCACUUUUCUGGGCAUGGAAGAUGCCUUUUUACAGUAUCUUAUUGGGGUGGGGGGAAGCACUUGCCAUGGGAUGGUGGAAUAAUUGAUUCAGGCUGGACUCAUCAGCUGGGAUGAUCUCUCCUAUUUGGACA
This is a messenger RNA of Trachemys scripta elegans, 1395 nucleotides long. RefSeq names its product mercaptopyruvate sulfurtransferase (gene MPST). The coding region runs from base 92 to 1075 and encodes 327 amino acids. The transcript has 3 exons. NCBI's taxonomy places the organism in Eukaryota, Metazoa, Chordata, Testudines, Emydidae. Gene Ontology annotation, cellular component: mitochondrion. Gene Ontology annotation, biological process: transsulfuration. Gene Ontology annotation, molecular function: thiosulfate-cyanide sulfurtransferase activity. The record is from RefSeq and is a predicted model, not a curated record.